AUGCCGCAAUCGUCGAUCCCUCCCACUGACGGCUCGUUGCUCACACUCAUCAAUUUCUUGGAUUUCAAUGUCAAGUACAACGCAGAACAGCCCUUUUACAUCUUCCCCUCGCUGAGCGACCCAACUAAACUGACGUCCCUGUCAUAUUUGGAAGUCGCGUGGGCAAGCCACAGGAUCGCCCACAUCCUGAGACCAAACAGGCGGGGAAAUGAUGGCGAUGUCGUCGGCGUACUCCUGCAUACGGAUACAAUCCUGUACGCCGCAGUUGUCCUUGGCGUACUCCGAGCAGGACUUGUGCCAUAUGUCAUCUCCCCCCGUAACUCUGCACAGGCCAUUUGUCAACUACUCGAUGCGACUUCCAGCAAAUGCGUUAUCUCUCAAGCAUCGCUGGUCACGCUCGUGUCCCACAUUCGUGCAGACAGAGACGCAAAGGAUCUGCCUCUUGAUGUGCGAGAAAUGCCGGCUCUCUCCGUCCUUUUCCCAGCACUUAGCGACUCCGUUGAAGAUGGUCUCACGCCCUUCCAGUCUGACACCCCCGCCGACAUCCACGGUACUGCGAUGUUUCUUCACUCUUCCGGGUCCACUGGUUUCCCCAAAACAAUACUUUUCACCCACUACCAACUUCUCAAGUGGUCCAGGCUUAAUGUCACGCUCGGCUCCAGCUUACGCAGGAUACGCAACGGGUCGAUGGGGCUCCCUACGUUCCAUGCAGUAGGCAUGUUCCAGCAUGUUUGUAACCCGUUGAUGAGUGGAUCGGGUACGGUGGUCUACGCACCCCAGUACCCUGCCGCUCCUACCGCUCCUCAUCCCCAAAGCAUGUACGAGCUGGCGAAACUGAGCGGAUGCACUGCCAUGUCGCUCGUGCCGUCUGUUUUAGAGGCGUGGUCGAAGUCCGAAGAAAAAGUGCAGUUCAUGAGCACACUGCGUCUUGUGACGUUCGCCGGCGGUCCUUUGUCUCAAGCUGUGGGUGACAGGCUAGAGGCAGCGGGCGUCCCUCUGCGAUCCCUGUACGGAGGCACAGAGUUCGCAUCCCCUAUGAAGAUAUGGUCUGAGCCUAUCACUCCGGAUUGGCUCCCGCCGAUUACGCCAAAUGGCGACUGGGCCUGGCUAGAAUGGUCUAGUCGAACGAAGACGAGGAUGGAACCUCAGGGAGAUGGGACGUACGAGCUAGUUAUCACAGGUCAUGACGAUUACCCGAUAGCUGCAUAUAAUAUACCAGGAGAGAAAGCGUAUGCGACGUCAGAUUUAUUUGAGCGGCAUCCCAGCAAGGAGGGGCUUUGGAGAAUGGUCGGACGAAAGGACGACGUCAUUAUCUUGAGCACCGGCGAGAAGAUCGUCCCGAUACCCCAAGAAGGCCACAUCGGCACCUGUCCGAUGGUAAUGGGAUGUCUCAUGUUCGGUCGGGAGAGGGAGCAAGCUGGACUUCUCGUCGAGCUUGCAGAAAGGCAUGCCUUUGACCCGAACGAUGAGGCCGCUUUGGUACAGUUCCGGAAUGAGCUCUGGCCAGUCGUUGAGGAAGCCAACGCUACUGCUCCUGCGUUUGCGAAGAUCUUCAAGGAGAUGAUCAUCGUCACAGACUCAUCCAGACCGCUUCCCAGGGCGGGCAAGGGUACUAUCCAACGCAAAGCGGCAAUUUCCCUGUAUGCAGAUGAGAUUGAAAAGCUAUAUAAGACCGUUGCCGAAAGCACGAACGUAGACGAUAUAGCUCUUCCCGAGUCUUGGAGCGAAGACGAGCUGGUUCAUUGGCUCAGCGCCCAGGCGGCUUCAGUCAACAAUGACCGAGUGCCUUCGCCAGAUCUGGACUUGUUCCAACAAGGCUUCGACAGCUUGAGUGCAACAUUCUUCCGCAACCACAUCAUCGGCGUUCUGCGUGCCUUCAACGAACCACAUCUAAUGCGAGCUGCGCAGAGCAUCUCCCCAAAUCUUAUAUUCGAAUAUCCAACAAUCCUCGACCUCGCUUCGUUCCUGAGCAGACUUACAGACCCGGUCUCCGACGAGCAUCCACAGGCCACUACUUCUGGCAUCAAUGUGGCCAACAUCGAGGCUCUAGUACACAAAUACACGUCGGACCUUCCGAAAGCAAAGGCCAGUGCAUCCUCGGCUCCGCGCAGAGUAGCUGCUGUCCUUCUGACAGGCUCAACUGGGAACAUUGGCUCACAUAUACUCGCCUCCCUCCUGGCCGACGACCGGAUUGCUCGUGUUUACACCUUGAACCGGCCCUCAACCAGCCCCCCUAUCGAGCGUCUCAAGACAGCGUUCAGCGAGCGGGCGCUGCCUGUGGAUAUUCUUGAUAACCUGAAGCUUUCGGCUUUUGUUGGCGACAUAAAUCAAACCAAGUUUGGCUUGGAGCCGGCUGCAUAUGAGGAGGUGCUGUCCUUCGUUACCCAUAUCAUUCACAACGCCUGGACGGUCAACUUCAACCUUCCUCUGCAGUCGUACGAGGACCAGAUUGCUGGUGUUCGGCGACUCGUAGAUGUCUGUGGGGACGCAGAUUACCCCAUCAAGCUCCUGUGCACGUCAUCCGUAGGUGCAGCAAGCCUCUGGGACGCAGACCAGGGUCCUGUGCCUGAGCGACCCCUUCCGGAUCCGGCGGUAGCCACUAGCAAUGGCUAUAGUGCAUCGAAGUAUAUUGUAGAGCAAAUUUUGGAUAAGGCUGCUGCAAAUGGGCUGUGUGUGAUGGCUGUCAGAAUGGGGCAAGCAUGCGGGUCCAAGGCAACUGGAGCUUGGGGCACGACGGAGUGGAUGCCCAUUAUGGUCAAGUCCAGUCUCUCGCUUGGCUGCUUCCCGGAGAUGUCUGGUCUCCUCAACUGGGUGCCCCUCGACGCCAUCGGCAGCGCAUACAUCGGCUGGGUCAUUUUUGACAACAACUUGCCCCUUCUGGUGAACGUGGUUCAUCCACGUCCGACGUCGUGGGACGUCGUCCUCCGUGGUAUCAGGACAGAAGUCGGAGGCGAUAUGCCUGUCGUCCCACUGGAUGUCUGGGUCGCGAAACUUGACGUGCAGUCAUCGACAGCGACAGCGGAGGACUUGGCCAGGCUGCCUGCUCUCAAGCUGAUAGGGUUCUUCCGGGGCCUGGUGGCCGCCCGCUUGGGCAGCGGGGAUCGUGCAGACAGCCUGCCAUUCGCGACAGAUGAGCUUCAGCGUUCCAGUCCAACGAUGUGCGAGUUGCAGCCACUUUCUGAGGAACACGCACGGAUGUGGGUACGGUACUGGAAGUCAAGGCGUUACCUAUAGAGCAUACUGUAGUCGUUGAAAGCCUGGGAAUAAUUUGCGCGCUCUGGAAUUGGCGCCAUGUU
Messenger RNA from Phanerochaete carnosa HHB-10118-sp, 3296 nucleotides. RefSeq lists its product as uncharacterized. The transcript is spliced from 15 exons. Gene Ontology annotation, molecular function: phosphopantetheine binding. The record is from RefSeq and is a predicted model, not a curated record. The coding region runs from base 1 to 3234 and encodes 1077 amino acids. NCBI's taxonomy places the organism in Eukaryota, Fungi, Basidiomycota, Agaricomycetes, Polyporales, Phanerochaetaceae.